AUGGAGAUAGUGGAAACUAUACAGAAUUUAAACGAAUAUUGGGGUCCACCAUCACUGAACUGGUUCGAUUAUUUCGUUGAUGGUCAGAAGUUAUCAAAGUUACUUAAUGAACCGGGCCAUAAAGAGACUGUCGGUGAGCUGGCUCUACAGUUUGCUGAGCAAGUUGCAUUUACGCAGAAGGAAGCUGAAGUAAUGAUAACUAAGGCAUUUCCUAGCGAAGACGUUCAAUUCACGCAUAGAAAAGCUGCCUGUCUUCUUUUAUGUGCUAUCGCAUGCUUUGCUUAUGUAGAUUGGGAUAUAGAGUAUUUAAUAGACAAAUACAAUGAGAUUCUAUCUGUGCGGAUACUGGUAGAAAAUUUUCUUGGUCUUUGUCGUACAUCCGAGAAUCCAUCAGAUGUGGUGUUUGCUGAGUGGCUAUUCGCUCGAUGGGCUAUGUCCAUCGAUCGUCGUUUUCGAAUACCACCACCUCCUGCAAAGCAAACUGUUAAUAAUCCGCUUUUGGUGCCAGAUCUUCAUCUUACAAAACAUGAGAAUAUUCGGAAAAUGGUGGUCGACACACGCACAUGGCUUCCUCAGGCGAUAGCGUCACUAGAGAAGUACAUAGCGGAGCCAUCUGAUUUGGUUGUUCCCAAAAUGCAAUGCUUUUUAUCGCCAUUUCUUGAGAAAGGAGGAAUGUCGCUUAGUGUAGGCAUCAUUGGUAGCAACGUGCUGUGCCAGUGGGCACCAAGCCCCGAUCUUUCUCUGGCAGUCACGAAAAUCCCUGCUGCAGAUGUGGUCAGCGUGAGUCGCUUUGAUCUUCUUCAAUUUCAUUUUGCCAAUGGUGCUGUUGACCUCGCACAAGAGUUGCUCAAAUUGAUGACCCUACCAUCGACGCAACUACCUCUUUUCUGCGUCGACAAUAAACUUCUUCAUGGCUACUAUCUAGCGCUCAAUGUACCAUCUCCACUGCCACCAGUUCCAACUACAGUCAAAGAGUUCCUACCUGACCAGAAGCUGCUCACAGACGAUUCCUCCGUUUUCCGUCGUUCGAGGAUGUGGAGGCUUCGUGCAACUAAAAGAACGUCUGGUCAGCUACAGGUAGCCUUUCGAUCGGAAAAUGCAGCUAAAGAUGUGAUUGAAGGGAUAGCUACUUGCUUCCGUCAACGUUUGACUGAGAAAGUUGUUCAGCAGCGAUUUAUAAAGUCCCUACAACGUCAAUUGUCGUCUGUUCGUGAUCCAGUGAAGCGAAGACGAAUAGAUGCGUUGCUGCUCUUUCUUUGUGCAACGGUGGUUGGAAUGCGAGAAGAGCUGUUACGAUGUGGAUGGGAUACCCCGUCAAGACUUCGAGUACUGGCCAGUCAAGCGCCCAGAACUGUCACACCUCCGCUUAAAGCGCAGAUUGUAAAAUUAAUAGUCGCAAGUGACAAUCCAUUUUGGACAGUGGUCACCUCGUUCAAUGCUGUUGAACUUAAACAAGCAAUGAGUAAGAUGGAGCGAUUUGUGAGACCAUUUAUGUUCACAAUGCCUGAAAUGCUAGCAGAAUUCGUACUGAUCACACGUCCUAUCAACGAGUUGCAUGCUGUUCUUCUAGCAAAACUUAAUCAACUUGCUGAAAUGAGGAAUCGCACCGAAUGGGAUGCACAAUGUAGUAUCUAUUGGGCUGAGUUUGGCCUUCCAGUUCAAAGCAGCCAGAUGGUUAUGUUAACAGAGAUUCCUAUCUAUAACAACAACUAUGGCGCAAUUGCUCGCGGCAUAUCUAAUGAGCUCAGCUCCUGGAAAAGAUGCUAGCCAACUUCGUAAAGUCUGUGACACUCUUAAUGCGCAUAUUACACCAAUGUUUGAUCAACCAAAUCGAAAUGGCCGACGUGACGUGAAUCGUGGAAGAGAUCGAGAUGAACGGGAUCGAGCAGCUAAUGUCAUCGAGCUGUGGAGGUUCCUACGACUCAUUCGGAAUGAGUCUCUACUAUCCCUUCUGAUCACCUACUUCGGCUACCUCUUCAAUCGUGCCCUUCUAGCUAAGAAAAGGCCUCAUUUACGCAUGUCGCUUCCGCUUGGCGAGAUUUUUGGGCAUGAAUCCGAGCUGAACCACCUGAAUAUUUUGGCCGUUCAAGAAAUGCUGGAAAUGUUCUUCCAAAAUGCUUUUGCCAUUAAUCCUACUUAUUCCUUAUGGUUACGGUCAGCUGCAGAUUUUCGAUACGGUAG
Molecule: messenger RNA, 2181 nt
Organism: Haemonchus placei
Lineage: Eukaryota; Metazoa; Nematoda; Chromadorea; Rhabditida; Trichostrongylidae
Source: the annotation of a GenBank genome assembly